AUGGGGCCGCUGGGGCUGGGGGUAACUUUUGUCACUUUGCCUCUUGUCAUCCGAGCGGCUGCGGGAGGGCAGUGGUGCUACGACUCACAAGACCCGAAGUGCGGCCCCAGCCACUGGAAAGAGCUGCAGGCCACCUGCGGCGGUGACAAGCAGUCUCCAGUUAACAUUGACCGGCGCUGGCUGCAGCGGGACGGCAGCCUUGGGGACAUCAUCUUCGAGGGCUAUGACCAGGCGCCCCCCGGCAAGUGGCGGCUGCUGAACGAUGGGCACACGGUGAUGCUGAGCCUGGAGAGCGAGCCGGGUGCUGAGCACAUUGCCAUCAGUGGGGGGGGCCUCCCGGGCCGGUACCGUGCACUGCAGCUGCACUUCCACUGGGGCAGCCCAUCUAGGAAUGGCUCUGAGCACACUGUGGAUGGGCAUCAGCUCCCCAUGGAGCUGCACAUCGUCCACAUGAACGUCAAGUACCGCACCUUGGGGGAGGCCAAGGGGCACCCAAGCGGGCUGGCUGUGCUGGGCUGCUUCUUCCAGGUCUCAGAAGCCGCGAACUCCAACUACAACACUAUCAUUGGGGGACUGAGGAACAUCUCCCAUGCUGGGCAGGCAGUGGACCUGGCCUCCACCUUCCGCCUUGACACGCUGCUGCCGCACGUCGCACAGCUCUCCCGGUACUACCGCUACCAGGGCUCCCUGACCACCCCUGACUGCAGCGAGGCCGUCAUCUGGACCGUGUUUGAGGAGCCUUUGGGCAUCAGCAGGGAGCAGCUGCAGGCGUUUGUCAGCACCGUUCACUUCCCGGCCUCGGGCGCUGCGCCCCUGAAGAUGACCAACAACUUCCGUCCUCCACAACCUCUCCACAGCCGCAAGAUCUUCUCCUCCCGGGAUGCCACGGCCAGCUGUGGGUGUCCCCGCUGUCCCCUCGCCCCGCUGCUCCUGCUGCCCCUGCUCGGCCCCUUCUUGUCUUCCCUUUAG
Centrocercus urophasianus (Greater sage-grouse) is the source of this 969-nucleotide messenger RNA. RefSeq names its product carbonic anhydrase 15-like. Lineage: Eukaryota; Metazoa; Chordata; Aves; Galliformes; Phasianidae. Gene Ontology annotation, molecular function: carbonate dehydratase activity; zinc ion binding. Bases 1 to 969 code for a protein of 322 amino acids. Gene Ontology annotation, cellular component: plasma membrane. The record is from RefSeq and is a predicted model, not a curated record. The transcript has 8 exons.